GCCACAUAUUACACACACUUCAGUUCCUUCAACCGUUUGAUUUCCUCAUUUGUACGCUCCGUAUAUUCCACACGUUCAGAUAUUCACUGUGUCCGUAAACAAAAUAAUGGCCACAUCUCUCUCGGUCCGGCCCAACCGUGCCAUCAUCGGUAGUGACCCGGCCGGUUCAGUCCGGCCUAAUCCAAUUCGCCGCCGUUAUCCACCUUCUGCUCAUUUGCCGAAAAAUCCGAAUUCCGAUUGUUCCCGGCGCCGGAGGCUUGCGUUUGCUUUCGGCCGCCGGAAAUUGGACACCGCCGUUCAAGCAGGUUCUAGAGCUGAUGAUUCGGCUCCGUUCGAGAUGUCGGUAGAGAAUGCUUUGAAGUUGCUAGGUGUUAGUGAGGGUGCGAGCUUCGAUGAUAUUCUUCGUGCUAAAAAAUCAAUUAUUUCUUCUUGUAAAGAUGAUCCAGAUACAAUUGCGCAGGUUGAGGCUGCCUAUGAUAUGCUUCUCAUGCAAAGCUUAUCACAGAGGAGAUCUGGAAAAGUUGUGGAUAGUAGUGUACGCUUUGCUGAUGUUAAAGCUAGUAAUGCUUCUGGAAUGGGAUCAAUGCCCAAGUGGCUGCAGACGACUGUCAAGAGCUCACCAGUCUCAGUUGAAGCACCAGCUGCUAAAGAGCUAGGUGUUCAAGCAGGAGUAUAUGGAGCCUUAAUGGUCCUAACAUAUGUUAAUGGAGCCUCAACACCUUUAGGAGUAUCAUAUGGAGCUGAUGUUCCAGGAUUAAUCUUAGCCACAAGCUUUGGGGCCACCUUGUACUUCAUGACCAAGAAAAAUGUCAAGUUGGAUCUGCUGUGGUAUUUCGUAUGAUACAAAAAAACACACGAUGAGUUGAUUUGGUGAGAGUUAUUAAGGGAAAGCAGGCGUUAUAACAAUUGGUGGGCUGGUUGCUGGUGCAGUGGUAGGUUCAGCAGUAGAAAAUUGGUUGCAAGUAGACAUUGUCCCAUUUCUGGGUAUACACACUCCUGCUACGGUUGUGAGUGAAUUUAUACUUAUCUCACAAUUUCUGGUCUCGUUGUAUCUGAUAUAGGGUAGCACAAAGACUUGUAUGAAUUGCUAUUGCAAGGUCUGUGGUUAUUUGUUGCCUACUCAGGUUCUCAUCUAGGACCAGUAAUUUGUCAAAUGUACAAAAGAAUGUUUCUUAAACUCUGGAAGUUCUGAUAUUUGUUUUAUAAAGCUAGUAUAGAUAAUCA
This is a messenger RNA of Capsicum annuum, 1224 nucleotides long. Its product is annotated as protein CHAPERONE-LIKE PROTEIN OF POR1, chloroplastic. Bases 107 to 841 code for a protein of 244 amino acids. The transcript is spliced from 4 exons. The record is from RefSeq and is a predicted model, not a curated record. Gene Ontology annotation, cellular component: chloroplast membrane. Lineage: Eukaryota; Viridiplantae; Streptophyta; Magnoliopsida; Solanales; Solanaceae.